CCCGCGUUUCCGCGCGAAAAAGCGGCCCGCGCGUAUUUCUCAGCUGCUAGCGACAAUUCAUAAAGCCCCUCCAGUGAGCGCUGCUGUUGGCACUGUCAGAUCUCAAUCGCCGCUUUUAUCUGUUGUUGUUUUAAAUCGUGUUUUUAAAUAGUCACUUUCUUUGAUCAAACUCGAACUUGAAAUGCCUACCAGGACCUCAUUGUCUUUGCCAGAGGAUGUCAAGGAACGGCUGCAGGUGCUGGAUGAAGGCGGAGACAGUUUGUCAGAUGAGGAGUGUGUAAAGGAAAAGCUCAGGUUACUGCAGGAGUUCCUGCUCACUGAUACUCAGGACCAGCUCAAAAUCCUUGAGGACAAGUUAAAGAGCUCCGAGCUUUCUACUGAGGUUUACAUGUCAGAGGUGAAGGCCGUGCUGAAGAAAGCUCUGGGAGUUGUCAAGGAGGAUGAAGGAGUGGAGCAGAACAGACAUUUGAACGGCUUCUCUGAAAAUGGGUCUCACAAAGACGAGGGCGAGCAGGAGGGAGCCAUGGAUACUCAGGAGGAAGGAGAUGCUAUAAAGUCUCCCAGCGCCCCGAAGGGAAGGGGCGGCCGUCGCAGUAAAGCAGACUCUGAGCCCAAGAAAUCUCCAGCCAGUACCAGGGUCACGCGUAACUCUGGAAAACAGCCAACUAUCCUUUCCAUGUUCUCUAGAGUCCCAAAACGCAAGUCUGAUGAGUUGAAUGGAGAAGCCACAAAUGGUGAGGCAGAAGUGAAGCCUGAGGAAGAUAUUACAGAGGAGAUCCAUGAAGAGAAACGCCUUAAAACAGAAGAUGAAAAGCCUGAUACUGAGAACACUACUAAUGGCAAAAUCAAGCCUGUGUCCGCAGCCAAGACCCCUCCACCAAAAUGUCCAGACUGCAGGCAGUACCUGGAUGAUUCAGACCUCAAGUUCUUCCAGGGAGAUCCUGAUGAUGCUUUGGAUGAACCAGAGAUGUUGACUGAUGAGCGUCUAUCCCUCUUUGAUGCAAAUGAAGAUGGUUUUGAAAGCUAUGAAGAUCUGCCCCAGCACAAGAUUACGAACUUCAGUGUGUAUGAUAAACGUGGACACCUGUGUCCAUUUGACUCUGGCCUCAUUGAGAAAAAUGUCGAGCUGUACUUUAGUUGUGCUGUUAAGCCCAUAUAUGAUGACAACCCAUGCAUGGAUGGUGGGGUUCCUGCCAAGAAGCUUGGUCCCAUCAAUGCUUGGUGGAUCACUGGUUUUGAUGGUGGGGAGAAGGCUUUAAUUGGCUUUACCACAGCCUUUGCUGACUACAUCCUAAUGGACCCCAGUGAGGAGUACUCCCCCAUUUUUGCUCUGAUGCAGGAGAAGAUCUACAUGAGCAAGAUUGUGGUUGAAUUUCUCCAGAAGAACCAAGAUGCCACAUAUGAGGAUCUGCUGAACAAAAUUGAGACUACGGUUCCACCUGCUGGGCUUAACUUCAACCGCUUCACCGAGGACACACUUCUGCGCCAUGCCCAGUUUGUGGUGGAGCAGAUGGAGAGUUAUGAUGAGGCUGGAGACUCGGACGAGCAGCCCAUCAUCAUCACUCCCUGUAUGAGAGACCUGAUCAAGCUGGCUGGUGUAACCUUGGGCAAGAGGAGAGCAGCCAGAAGACAAGCCAUCCGUCAUCCCACCAAGAUUGAAAAGGACAACAAGGGCCCAACUAAAGCCACCACCACUAAACUGGUCUAUCUAAUCUUUGACACAUUUUUCUCUGAUCAGAUUGACCAGAACAAUAAGGAUGGAGGUGGUGUGAAGAGACACCGUUGUGGUGUCUGUGAGGUGUGUCAAGCACCAGAUUGUGGCAAGUGUUCCGCCUGUAAGGAUAUGAUCAAGUUUGGAGGCAGUGGCAGAAGUAAACAGGCCUGUCAGAAGAGGAGAUGUCCCAACCUGGCAGUGAAAGAAGCUGAGGACGAUGAGAAUAUGGAUGAGGAGGAAGUGUUGCCGGUUAAGGAGACAAAAAAAAUGUCUCAGGCAAAGAAGAAAAAACAGACAAAGAAUAAGAUCAGCUGGGUGGGCGAGCCCAUCAAGACUGAUGGAAGGAAGGAGUACUACAUGAAAGUGUGUGUGGAGAAUGAGAUAGUGGAGGUGGGAGACUGUGUGUCUGUCAGCCCUGCUGACCCAUCACAUCCCCUCUACUUGGCCAGGAUCACGGCAUUGUGGGAGGAUGGUGAGAAGAUGUUUCAUGCGCACUGGUUUUGCCGUGGUACUGAUACGGUUCUUGGCGAGUCAUCAGACCCUCUUGAGCUCUUCCUUGUUGAUGAGUGUGAAGAUAUGCAGCUGAGUUUCGUCCAUGGCAAGGUCAACGUCCUCUAUAAGGCUCCAUCUGAAAACUGGUUCAUGGAGGGUGGAAUGGAUGACGAUAUUAAAGUGAUCGAAGAUGAUGGCAAAAGCUUCUUCUAUCAGCUCUUGUAUGAUGGUGAUUGUGCUCGCUUUGAGUCUCCUCCUAAGGUCACACCCUCAGAGGACAGCAAGUAUAAGUUCUGUGCCAGCUGCGUAAGGAAUAAGGAACGAGGUGUUCAGGAAGUGCCUAGUGUCUAUGAACCCCUGGAGGAUGAGGAGAGUGACUCUAAAGUCUUCUAUGGUUUGGCAACCCUGAAGGGUGAGCAGUACAGAGUAGGGGACAGUGUCUAUCUCCCCCCAGAGGCCUUUAAUUUUGGGGCGAAGGCUGUAAGCCCAGUGAAGCGUUCUCACAGGAAGGAUUGUGUUGAUGAAGAUCUGCACCCAGAAUACUAUAGAAAGUCCUCAGAUUACAUCAAGGGCUCAAACCUUGAUGCACCACAGCCCUUCCGUGUUGGGCGCAUCAAAGAAAUCUUCUGCAACAGACGCUGUGAUGGGAAGCCAGACAGAAUGGAGAUCAAACUGCGUCUCUAUAAAUUUUACAGACCUGAAAACACUCAUAAAGGACCAAAGGGUGCCUACCAUUCUGACAUAAACCAGCUCUACUGGAGUGAUGAAGAGGCGACCGUAAACAUGGCAGAAGUGCUGGGCCGCUGUCAAGUGGAGUAUGCAGAGGACCUGGUGGAAAGCGUGCAGGACUAUUCGAGCAAAGGACCUGAUCGCUUCUAUUUCCUAGAGGCAUACAAUGCCAAGACGAGGAGCUUUGAGGAUCCUCCCAAUCAUGCCCGAUCAGCAGUGCAUAAGGGCAAAGGGAAAGGAAAGGGGAAAGGUAAAGGGAAGGGUAAAGCAGCCUCACAGGAAUCGCAGGAUCAGGAGCCGCAAGAGACGACAGUCCCCAAACUGCGCACACUGGAUGUGUUCUCUGGCUGUGGUGGACUGUCUGAGGGUUUCCAUCAAGCAGGUAUCUCGGAGACAAACUGGGCCAUAGAGAUGUGGGAUCCUGCUGCUCAGGCAUUCAGGUUAAACAACCCAGGCACCACAGUCUUCACAGAGGACUGUAACGUCCUGUUGAAGCUGGUGAUGUCCGGAGAGAAGACCAACUCGCUUGGACAGAAGCUGCCACAGAAGGGGGACGUGGAGAUGCUCUGCGGUGGGCCGCCCUGCCAAGGCUUCAGUGGAAUGAACCGCUUUAACUCGCGCACAUACUCCAAGUUCAAGAACUCGUUGGUUGUCUCGUAUCUGAGUUACUGUGACUACUACAGACCCAAGUUCUUCCUGCUGGAGAACGUGAGGAACUUUGUGUCAUUCAAGCGCUCCAUGGUCCUGAAGCUCACUCUGCGCUGUCUUGUUCGCAUGGGCUACCAGUGCACCUUUGGUGUGCUACAGGCAGGGCAGUAUGGGGUGGCCCAGACCAGACGUAGGGCGAUUAUCCUGGCUGCAGCGCCGGGUGAAAAGCUGCCCCGCUUCCCUGAACCCCUGCACGUGUUCGCCCCACGUGCUUGUUCUCUUAGUGUGGUGGUUGAUGAGAAGAGAUAUGUCAGCAAUGUCACUCGUGGAAAUGGAGGCAUUUAUCGCACCAUCACAGUGCGGGACACAAUGUCGGACCUCCCAGAGAUCCGUAACGGAGCCGCAGCUCUGGAAAUCUCCUAUAACGGCGAGCCACAGUCCUGGUUCCAGAGGCACAUUCGUGGCUCUCAGUACCAGCCCAUCCUCAGGGACCACAUCUGUAAGGACAUGAGCGCCCUGGUGGCGGCCCGCAUGCGCCACAUUCCUCUGGCUCCUGGCUCUGACUGGAGGGAUCUGCCCAAUAUUGAGGUGCGGUUGCGGGAUGGCACCACCACAAAAAAGCUUCGCUACACCCACUCCGACAAAAAGAAUGGCCGCAGUGGCACCGGUGCCCUGAGAGGAGUGUGUUCCUGUGCUGAGGGAAAACCGUGUGACCCUGCAGACAGGCAGUUCAACACGCUGAUUCCCUGGUGUCUGCCUCACACGGGUAAUCGCCACAAUCACUGGGCUGGUCUGUACGGCCGUCUGGAAUGGGACGGGUUCUUCAGCACCACAGUUACCAAUCCUGAGCCUAUGGGCAAGCAGGGACGUGUCCUCCACCCUGAGCAGCACCGUGUGGUGAGUGUCAGGGAAUGUGCACGCUCCCAGGGAUUCCCAGACACCUACCGCUUUUUUGGUAACGUCUUGGACAAACACCGACAGGUUGGUAAUGCUGUGCCUCCACCCCUCUCCAAAGCCAUCGGCCUGGAAAUCAAGAAGUGUGUGCAAGGGAAGAUGGAGAAUGCUACAGAACCUGUGAAGCAGGAGAAGAUGGAGGCUUGCAACUAAAGCCAUCUCGCCAUUAAACCGCCGCACAUUUACAUUGUGUUUGGGAGCGUCUUGACGCAUCGGCCCAUUAAACUCAUUCCAUUUAUCCAUAAGCUGGUCCGGAGCUGACCACUUCAGUGGCAUUUCAAUGGACAGUCUGUGCAGUGCCAUUAUGUGAUGUUUUAUCAAUUUCUAAAUGUGAUUUUAACCAUGUAUUUGCAAUUAUCCACUCUGAGACAGGGGUAUUAAAUUCUAUGUAGUUUUUAUAUGUUGUAAUAUUUCAAAUAAAGCUCUUAUUCAAUGGUUUUAAA
Cyprinus carpio (common carp) is the source of this 4980-nucleotide messenger RNA. RefSeq names its product DNA (cytosine-5)-methyltransferase 1-like. Gene Ontology annotation, molecular function: DNA binding; DNA (cytosine-5-)-methyltransferase activity; chromatin binding. Gene Ontology annotation, cellular component: nucleus. The coding region runs from base 182 to 4690 and encodes 1502 amino acids. NCBI's taxonomy places the organism in Eukaryota, Metazoa, Chordata, Actinopteri, Cypriniformes, Cyprinidae. The record is from RefSeq and is a predicted model, not a curated record. The transcript has 34 exons.